ACGUUCCCGGCGCCGCGUUUGAAUUCGAGGAGGAGCAGAGCCCUGCCAAGCCUCUGCCCAGACCUUGCUAGGUCUGCUGAGCAACUCCGGGAACAUGAGUGCGGCGGCAACUGCAGGGAAGCUGGCGCGGGCACCAGCCGAUCCAGGGAAAGUCGGGGUCCCUGGAGCUGCAGCUCCCGGGGCCCCGGCGGCUGCCCCGGCGGCGAAAGAGAUCCCGGAGGUCCUAGUGGACCCGCGCAGCCGGCGGCGCUAUCUGCGGGGCCGCUUUCUGGGAAAGGGCGGCUUUGCCAAGUGCUUCGAGAUCUCGGACGCGGACACUAAGGAGGUGUUUGCGGGCAAGAUCGUGCCUAAGUCGCUGUUGCUCAAACCGCACCAGAAGGAGAAGAUGUCCAUGGAGAUAUCCAUUCACCGCAGCCUCGCUCACCAGCACGUCGUCGGCUUCCACGGCUUUUUCGAGGACAACGACUUUGUGUUCGUGGUGUUGGAGCUCUGCCGCCGAAGGUCUCUCCUGGAGCUGCACAAGCGGAGGAAAGCACUCACCGAGCCCGAGGCCCGCUACUAUCUGCGGCAGAUCGUCCUCGGCUGCCAGUACCUGCAUCGAAACCGCGUUAUUCACAGAGAUCUCAAGCUGGGCAACCUCUUCCUGAACGAGGAUCUGGAGGUGAAAAUAGGGGAUUUUGGACUGGCAACCAAAGUCGAGUAUGACGGGGAACGGAAGAAGACCCUGUGCGGGACUCCUAAUUACAUAGCUCCAGAGGUGCUGAGCAAGAAAGGGCACAGUUUCGAGGUGGACGUGUGGUCCAUUGGGUGUAUCAUGUACACCUUGUUAGUGGGCAAACCACCUUUUGAGACCUCUUGCCUAAAAGAGACCUACCUCCGGAUCAAGAAGAAUGAGUACAGUAUUCCCAAGCACAUCAACCCCGUGGCCGCCUCCCUCAUCCAGAAGAUGCUUCAGACAGAUCCCACUGCCCGUCCAACCAUUCAGGAGCUGCUUGAUGACGAGUUUUUCACUUCUGGCUAUAUCCCUGCCCGCCUCCCCAUCACCUGCCUCACCAUUCCGCCCAGGUUUUCAAUUGCUCCCAGUAGCCUGGACCCCAGCAGCCGGAAGCCUCUCACCGUCCUCAAUAAAGGCAUGGAGAACCCCAUGCCCGAGCGUCCCCAGGAAAAAGAGGAGCCAGUGGUGCGGGAGGCCAGCGAGGCGGUCGACUGCCACCUCGGCGACAUGCUGCAGCAGCUGCACAGCGUCAACGCCUCCAAGCCCUCAGAGCGGGGGCUGGUGAGGCAAGAGGAGGCUGAGGAUCCCGCCUGCAUCCCCAUCUUCUGGGUCAGCAAGUGGGUGGACUAUUCGGACAAAUAUGGCCUUGGGUACCAGCUGUGCGACAACAGCGUGGGAGUGCUCUUCAACGACUCAACACGCCUCAUCCUCUACAACGAUGGCGACAGCCUGCAGUACAUCGAGCGUGAUGGCACGGAGUCCUACCUCACCGUGAGUUCGCAUCCCAACUCCCUGAUAAAGAAGAUCACCCUCCUCAAGUAUUUCCGAAACUACAUGAGCGAACACUUGCUGAAGGCGGGUGCCAACAUCACGCCCCGGGAAGGCGACGAGCUAGCCCGGCUACCCUACCUGCGUACCUGGUUUCGCACCCGCAGCGCCAUCAUUCUGCACCUCAGUAAUGGCUGCGUGCAGAUCAACUUCUUCCAGGACCACACCAAACUCAUCCUGUGCCCGCUGAUGGCUGCCGUGACCUACAUCGACGAGAAGCGGGACUUCCGCACGUACCGCCUGAGCCUCCUGGAGGAGUACGGCUGCUCCAAGGAGCUGGCCAGCCGGCUGCGCUAUGCUCGCACCAUGGUGGACAAGCUGCUGAGUUCACGCUCGGCCACCAACCGCCUCAAGGCCUCCUCGUAGCCCCCCCACCCCUCUGGACUGGCACCCUCCUACCCCCCACCAGCACCUCGGUCCGCGCUGGUUAGAUCCCGUGGUGCUAUUUUAUGGGGUGUCCCCCAGCCCUGGGGGCUGGGGCGGAAGCUCCAUCAUCCCUGCAGGUGGGGCUGCUGUGUAAGUUAUUUUUGUACAUGUCCCGGUGUGGGUUCUGAGGCCACUUCCCCUUCCCUCUCAACCCCACCAUAUGAAUUGUACAGAAUAUUGCUAUUGAAUUCGAGACUGUCUUUUCCUUGCCUUUAUAUUACAUUAAACAUAUAUGAAUCUUC
This is a messenger RNA of Mesoplodon densirostris (Blainville's beaked whale), 2211 nucleotides long. It is a transcript of the gene PLK1, whose product is annotated as polo like kinase 1. The record is from RefSeq and is a predicted model, not a curated record. Gene Ontology annotation, molecular function: protein binding; ATP binding; protein serine/threonine kinase activity. The coding region runs from base 95 to 1909 and encodes 604 amino acids. Gene Ontology annotation, biological process: mitotic cell cycle; regulation of cytokinesis; protein phosphorylation. Lineage: Eukaryota; Metazoa; Chordata; Mammalia; Artiodactyla; Ziphiidae. Gene Ontology annotation, cellular component: cytoplasm; spindle pole; nucleus. The transcript has 10 exons.